AUGCGGGGAUCGGGGCAGCGCGGCGCGGGUCCGCCGGUCCCGGCGCUGACGGGGCUGUUCCGCAGGUGGUUGGGCAUCGCGGCCGCCGGCGGGCCGGAGAAGCCGGGCUGCGCCAGCCCUCCGCUGAGCCCCGGGCAGCAGGAGCUGUGCAGGCAGAAGCCGGAGCUGGUGCCCGCCAUCCGGGAGGGAGCGCGUCUCGGCCUCCAGGAGUGCCGCAGCCAGUUCCGACACGAGCGCUGGGACUGCCGCCCGCCGCCCGCCGCCCCGCGCCGCCCGCCCGCCGCCUUCGGGCAGCAGCUGAACAGCGGCACGAAGGAGUCCGCGUUUGUGUAUGCAGUGACGGCAGCAGGGCUGGUGCAUGCCGUGACCCGCUCCUGCAGCGCAGGAAACGUGACUGAGUGCUCCUGUGACACCAAGCUGCAGGGCGGGGGCUCGGCCAGCGAGGGCUGGCACUGGGGCGGCUGCUCCGACGACAUCCACUACGGGAUGUCCUUCAGCAGGAGCUUCCUGGAUGCGCCCAUCAGGAAUGCGUCAGGAAAAAGUGGCAACGGGCUUCUGGCGAUGAACCUGCACAACAACGAGGCUGGGAGGCAGGCUGUAGCAAAGCUGAUGUCAGUGGACUGCCGUUGUCACGGUGUUUCUGGGUCAUGCGCUGUGAAAACUUGCUGGAAAACCAUGUCCUCCUUUGAAAAGAUUGGCCGGUUUUUAAAGGAUAAGUAUGAAAACAGCAUACAGAUAUCAGACAAGCUGAAAAGAAAGUUACGCAGGAAAGAGAAGAGCCAGAGAAAAAUACCAAUCCAGAAAGAAGACCUGCUGUAUGUGAACAAAUCGCCCAAUUACUGCGUCGAAGAUCAGAAACUGGGCAUCCCUGGGACUCAGGGCAGGGAAUGCAAUCGCACGUCGGAUGGACCCGAUGGCUGCAACCUGCUGUGCUGCGGGCGCGGGUACAACACGCAUGUGGUCAGGCACGUGGAGAGGUGUGAGUGCAAGUUUAUCUGGUGCUGCUACGUGCGCUGCCGGCGGUGCGAGACCAUGACUGACGUACACACCUGCAAGUAGGGCUCAGCACAGAAACAGCCAAACCGCCCCACAGCGGGCUGUGCGCCAUGCAGACAGCAGUUACUGGAACAGGGACUAUGGGGGAUUCACCUCCAGGGCAUCGCCAAACAGGGCAUACUCCAAACAGUUGGUGUACAAAAGUCACGAGUGGAGAGCAGCCUGCACACAGGGACAGCCACAGCAACAGACUCCCAGUGGCACAUUUGAGCCAUCUCCAUUUUAGAGUUAAAAUCUCUUUGGCACUUGAAUAGCCACAACAUCUUGAAGAUAAAUGUGAUCAGUGGGUACAGUGCAGAGAACCCAAGAUCUUAUCAGCCAGAGGAUGAAGGGCUAGGAGGCUUGUAAGACACAUCAGAUGGAUCUGCUGUAUGAUUCAUUUCUACCAGUCUUACAAAAAAAAAAUACAGGAGUGCUGUAUGUUCUGCUCAUCCUGAAGCAUUUCCUUUGUGACCUUUUGAAAAGCUCUCUGUGUGAUGUGCAGAAGAGCUCCUGGUACCCAGAAACGUGUGUGCCUAUGGAGAUGUGGGAUAGGAGAGGACGGCCCAUUGGCCUGGAGCAAACUGUGCCCACAGCUGGGGUGGGUUGGAGCACAGUUCAGUGAAUGUGGUGAGCAUGGCGUGCCAAACAGCAACCUCAGGGUCUUGUACAAGUUGUCUUUCAAAUGCACAAAGGCCAGGUCUGAGGAGGGACAGAAAUACAGCUUGGUAUUUGAGGGAAGUGCAGUCCCUCACUGGUAUCCUCCUCAGCACCCAAGAGCACAAUUUGCAACCCAUUAUCGCCCCAGUGUUGGACUGUGUGUCAACCUGCUGUCUUCAGCCAUCCUGCUGGGGCUCACCAACAUUUUCACAGCCAUGUGAGACUCAGCCCAAAUAAAUCUGUCAUAAAAUGAGAGAAUUUUAAUACUUCAAUCACAUUCUCUUACAGGAGCUACAAAUAGAACUUUUCAUUAGUAUCCCAAGUCAGUUCAGUGCACAAUAUCACUGAAGGAUUGGCUCACACCACUAAAAUAUUUCAACUGUUAUCAAUAAUGUUUUCUCCCCUCCACGUGUUAGUUUAAUUCUAUUUUACAUCUGAAAAAGGUUGUUUAUUUAUAUGCAGUGGUACAAUUCCUGGGUUUAAAAAAGCAUCACGGGAAAGGAUUUCUGUUGUUUAAAUGUGCAAAGACCUAUUUUUGAUAAGAUGAGAAAGUUUAUAUUUUGUAAAUAUUUAAAUUAUGCAAGUUAUGUAAGAGGUUUCCAAAACGAAUGUGCUAAGAUUGCAGCCUUUGGCAUUUGCUGAUGUUUGUUACUAUUGCAGCAGCCUGUAACUGAUUUUUAUUUGCAUGUGCAGGGGAAACUUAUUCAGAGGAUUACUGAGAUGUUCUUCUUUUUUACAAUCAGGUCAGUUAUAACUGACCUGACACAGUGGUGACACUGGUGACACAGAGACGAGAAGCACUUAUUUGGCUGUUCUAAACGACCAUUAAUUACUAUCCUGUAGAGUUUUUCUGUUCUUUUCAACCCAUUUUGCAUACAGUGAAAUUGGGCUCCAGUGAUAAGUGGUGGGACUCCCACUGACAACAGGAGGACUGCUGAGGGGCUGCAGUCCCUUAACUCAUUCCACACGGGCAGGCAGUUGUUAGAAAUAUAUCUGCUGAGACACUUUGGUUGAGGCUUUCAAAGCUGUCAUUUAUUUUCUCGUGAAAGAUAGUGACCAGGUUCCCCAUCACUGUCUAUUGGAUGUGUAGGUCAGGAGGAAGGAAACAAAACCUGUGUUGUGUUACAUUGUUGCCUUGUGUAGAGUAUCAGGAAGAGAAGUACUUUAUGUACUGGUUCUUCGGGGACUGACCUCCACUUUCGGCCAAUCUCACUGCAUUGACCUAGCUAGAUAAAGAGGAGGAAAUAGUGCAGGGCUCCUGGACACAAGGUCAGCUUCAGGGAUUUGCCAAGGAGAAAAGAUCUCAAAGGGCUGUUUCUGUGGAUUGGAGCAGGAGGGGCAUGCACAUCAGUAUCUCACUGAGGAGUGGGGCAGUUGUGAGAGGGCCAACACAUUCAGGGUGUCAGUGCCUGUUUGGGUAGCUCCUAUUGGAGGCUGCAGAGCAGUCACCUAGAUCUAAAAGGCAAAAUAAAAAUGUUUUUUUGUUGAU
This is a messenger RNA of Lagopus leucura (white-tailed ptarmigan), 3184 nucleotides long. It is a transcript of the gene WNT16, whose product is annotated as Wnt family member 16. The record is from RefSeq and is a predicted model, not a curated record. The transcript has 3 exons. Gene Ontology annotation, molecular function: frizzled binding; cytokine activity. NCBI's taxonomy places the organism in Eukaryota, Metazoa, Chordata, Aves, Galliformes, Phasianidae. The coding region runs from base 1 to 1059 and encodes 352 amino acids. Gene Ontology annotation, biological process: canonical Wnt signaling pathway; cell fate commitment; multicellular organism development. Gene Ontology annotation, cellular component: extracellular region.